Psilocybe cubensis is the source of this 252-nucleotide messenger RNA. RefSeq lists its product as uncharacterized. Lineage: Eukaryota; Fungi; Basidiomycota; Agaricomycetes; Agaricales; Agrocybaceae. The record is from RefSeq and is a predicted model, not a curated record. The transcript is spliced from 2 exons. The coding region runs from base 1 to 252 and encodes 83 amino acids.
AUGAAUUUUGUUACCUUUGAGAAGGUGUACAGCUUGUAUCCAAAUGCUACCUUUGGACAUCAAGUCUCUCUGUUGCAACCUUCUGCCGACCUCAAGCACGCGCAAAAAUUUCUUGCAAAAUAUCAUUCCCGUGGCUUGAAAUUUGUUCUUUCCAUUCCAUUGCAAACUUUGAAAAUGGACCGCCAUAUCCAAAGCAGGAUACAGUCUAUCAGGGACAACGUAAAUGUUGGAGUUGUUCUCUCCUGGGAUUAG